ACACCCUGUGCUUCUGUGUGUUUUGCGGGCACCGAGGUCCCUCCCUGUGCGCAGCCGGGGCCAGAGGCAGAGACGCCAUGACCCCCACUCUCAUGGCCCUGCUCCUCCUUGGGCUGAGUGUGACCCCCAGGAUCCGAGCGCAGGCAGGGACCGUCUCCAAACUCUCCAUCUGGGCUGAGCCAGGCCCUGUGGUCCCGUUGGGUCACACUGUGACCAUCUGGUGUCAUGGGACCUUGAAUGCCCAGGAGAUCCUUGUGUAUAAUGAGGACAGCCCCAUGUACGUGAACAGACAGCCUGAACUGAAGCUUAGGGACAAGGCCAAGUUCUCCAUCACAACCAUGACAGAGGCAUAUGCAGGACGGUAUCGCUGUUACUAUCAAAGUCUCUCUGGCUUGUCAGAACACAGUGACCCCCUGGAGCUGGUGGUGACAGGAGUCCAUGGCAAACCCAGUCUCUCAGCCGUGCCCAGCCCGGUCGUGACCUCAGGAGAGAACGUGACCCUCCAGUGUGCCUCAUGGAAGGUAUUCCACAGGUUCGUCCUGAUGAAGGAAGGAGAACCCAGGCCCUCCUCCAUCCUGGACUCCCAGAGACACACCGGCGGGCACUUCCAGGCCCUGUUCCCUGUGGGCCCCGUGACCCCCAGGCUCAGGUGGACGUUCAGAUGCUAUGGCUAUUACAGCAACACCCCCCAGGUGUGGUCACAGGCCAGUGACCCCCUGGAGCUCCUGGUCCCAGGUGCAUCCAGGAAGCCCUCCCUCCUGACCCAGCAGGGCCCUGUGGUGUCCCCUGAACAGAACCUGACCCUCCAGUGUCGCUCUGAUGUAGGCUAUGCCAGAUUCGCUCUGUACAAGGAGGGCUCACAUGACCCUCCCCAGCACCGUGGCCGGCAGCCCCAGGCUGGGCUCUCUGGGGCCGACUUCCCCCUGGGCCCAGUGAGCCACUCCCUUGGGGGCCAGUACACAUGCUAUGGUGGACAUAACUUCUCCUCCAAGUGGUCGGCGCCCAGUGACCCCUUGGACAUCCUGGUCGCAGGACAGCUCCCCUCCACGCCUUUCCUCUCAGUGCAGCCGGGACCCACGGUGGCCUCAGGAGAGAACGUGACCCUGCUGUGUCAGUCCCAGAGCCCUGUGGACACCUUCCUCCUGUCCAAGGAGGGGGCAGCCGACCCCCCCCUGCAUCGUAGAUCAGAGGUCCGAGCUGGGCAGCACCAGGCCGAAUUCUCCAUGAGUCCUGUGACCUCAGCCCAGGGGGGGACCUACAGGUGCUAUGGCUCACACAGCACCUACCCCUUCCUGUUGUCACCCCCCAGUGAGCCCCUGGAGCUCCAGGUCUCAGCAUCCUCUGGAGACCCCGGGCCCUCACCCACUGGUCCCAGCUCCACAGCUGGUCCCAACUGGCACCUGUACGUCCUCGUCGGGGCCUCGGGGGCCUUCGUCCUGCUGCUCUGCCUCCUGGUGCUCCUCCUCGUCCGACGCCGGCGGCAGGGCAAAGGCAGGAAGCCGGGGCCCGCAGACAGAGAGCCCAAGGACAGAGGCCUACAGGACAGCUCCAGGCCAGCUGCCGCCGCCCAGGAGGAGACCCUGUCAGACGCUGCCGUGCAAGACACACAGCCUGAGGAGGGGGUGGAGCUGGACCAGCGGCAGAACACACAGGAUGAAGGCACCCAAGGAAUGCUGUGUGCCCAGGUGAGCCACUCAAGGUCAAGACUCAGUCAGGGACGGGUCACGUCUCCUCCCCCGCUGCCGGGGGCAUUGCUGGACACAGAAGACAGACAAGCAGGGGAAGACAGGCAGAGGGACAGUCAGGCUCCUGCAUCUGACGCCGCCCCUCCGGAUGUGACCUAUGCUCAGCUGAACCACUUGACCCUCAGACGGGAGACGAGUGCACCCCAUUCCUCCCAAUUCGGGGAGCCCCCAGAAGAGCCCAGUGUGUAUGCUGCUCUGGCCAUCCGCUAGCCCAGGAAGGACCCACACUCCAAGGAAGGGACCCGCAAGGUCCCCAGGAGGCACAGGAGCUGCCCGCAGAGGCCACCUAACAGCCCCAGCCAGGCUGGACUCCUAACAUAGACCAGUAGGAUCUCCUGGGACCCGCUGGGAGUCACCAGAUUCUGCCAUCAAACAUAGCAAGUGCCCCUGUAUUUUGGAAAUAAAGCAACGGACUUCUCAGUAAUCCAUGAAUGAAAUGAGAAAACCAAAAUGGAAAUGAGAAAAUAUUUACACUGAAUGGUAAUGUAAAUGUUACCAUCAGACCUAUGGCACACAAGAAAAUUAAGAACCAGGAACGAACAUAUUAGAAAAGAAAAAGCCUAAAACGUCAAUGACCCAAACUAUUGUACCAAUAGAAAUAGAAAUAGAAAAAAUUAGCAAAUUAUUACAAAUGAAGGUAGAAGGAAGGAAAUUACAGCGAUAAGAGUGGCUACUAAUGAGGACAAACAAAACAUAGAGCAUAAUCAAUAAAGCCCCAAAUGCUCAACCUUGAAAACAAUCAUGUUCAUAAAUCCUAGCCUCAAUGCCAAGACAAAGACAGAGAAAGGGGGCACACAUUAUCAUGUGAGGACAGGAUCACAUCCUAUAGACUUUAAAUACAUAACAGAAUGUAUUAUGUUUAUUUUUAUUACUUACGUUAUAUUAUGAAUGAUUUUACACUAGUACAUUACAAAAUGUAGAGGAAAUGGACAAAAUCCUUAAAAAUGCUAUUUACCAAAAUGAUGGAAUAGGGAUAAAUAGAAACUCUGAAUGCUGUAUGGAUAAAAUAUGUUGAGUACACAAUUAAAGUUCUUUCCACAAAGUGAA
Messenger RNA from Suricata suricatta (meerkat), 2792 nucleotides. RefSeq names its product leukocyte immunoglobulin-like receptor subfamily A member 6. The record is from RefSeq and is a predicted model, not a curated record. Gene Ontology annotation, molecular function: inhibitory MHC class I receptor activity. The transcript is spliced from 13 exons. NCBI's taxonomy places the organism in Eukaryota, Metazoa, Chordata, Mammalia, Carnivora, Herpestidae. Gene Ontology annotation, biological process: cytokine-mediated signaling pathway. Bases 78 to 1955 code for a protein of 625 amino acids.